AUGCAGUCAAACACUACAAAUAAGACCUCGACCUUUCCCAUCGUUGGACCAGCCGAUCGUCUUAAAAAAUCCCAAACAACUUUUAUUCGCCCAGCCCAAAUGAGUCUCUUCGCUCGAGUGACAUCAUACCCGCCUCUAGGGCAACUGACCCCUCUGCAGCGAGGCCAGAACACCUUACGGUCUGAAGAGGGUGAUGUGGUACGAUUCACUGUCGUCAUUGAGUCUAGCACUUCACUGCCAGAACAAUCGUGGGAAGCACAGAUCUGGCAUAAUAUCGGCAGCUCGGAAUGGAAAGCCCUUCCGCUACAAAGACUGGAUUCCUCGCACGCGCCGUUGCUGACAGGCAAUGAGGCCGAAUAUUCUUUCUAUCGCUAUGUCUUGACAGAGAAGGCUGCGCUUCCUGCUUCUGGUGGACAUGCCCAAUUUACUGUUCGCUUCCGCACCAACCCCGAAACUGAGUGGCAAUGGGUCAAUCAGCAGCACUCUGUGAAUGAUGGCGAGCUCGUCUUUGGCCCUCAGAUCUCAGAGCUGACAAAGAUAUCCGCAUCUAAUGAUUCUUCCCUGGAUGCGAAAACGGAGCUUUCCAAGUAUAUUAAUGGUCUUUCUCCCGAGGUGGAAGUUGAAUCUCGUCGCAGUGACUGUCCAGGAUCCUUGCUCUGGGCGGUCUCUGGAGAUGUUGACGCAGCCCAGAAAGGCGUUUCUGGUUUGAAGCAACUCACUCUCGGAACACCUUCGUCUACGAUCAAGUACUUCUCUUUGGUACGCAUAUGGAGCCCGUGGCUGGGUCCUCGUCACGGGAAGGACAAGUUUCAGUUGACGGAAGAUGCAAUUCUUUGCUCCUUUUUGCGGAAUGAUGGAACCCAUCUCGUCCUGCUAGCCGUUUCGGGCAUAAACGAUGUAUUGACUGUAUUCCAGUCUGGCAAUGAUGGCGAGCUAGUGGUCAAUGCCAAGAGUGAUAAUGCAAAACUAGCAAAAUUUCACGUUCUGGUCGCGAUAGCGGAGGACUUUGAAGUUGCCAUGUCUGCAUUGGUUUAUGAAGCAAGGAAGGUUGUUAGACCAUUUGGUGAAUCCACCAAUGGUUCUUCUGACGACCAGCCCCCGCUUUCUCCUCCAGCAGAAGACACAGUGAUUGUUGAGAAAGAUGCAAAAAUACAGUGGUUGACCGAGUGGUUUGAUGGUUUAACAUACUGUACUUGGAACGGCCUUGGCCAGAAUUUGACCGAAGAGAAAAUUCUAGGGGCAUUGGCUGACUUCAAAACACAUGGAAUCAGUAUUGUCAACCUUAUAAUCGAUGACAAUUGGCAGAGUCUUGACAACGAAGGCGAAUCUCAAUUUAAACGGCGCUGGAAACAGUUUGAGGCAAACCCUAAAGCUUUUCCAAAAGGUCUGAAGCAGACCGUUGAGACAAUUCGCCGGUCUCACCCUAGCAUCCAACAUGUCGCUGUCUGGCAUGCUUUGCUGGGUUACUGGGGAGGAAUCUGCCCCGACGGUGACCUUGCGAAAAAAUACAAAACGAAGGAAGUGAAAGUCAAAGAUCCUGCUGCCGGAGGCCCCAUUGCACAUGAUAUUUCAGACGGCAAAAUUCUCGCCAUUGACCCCGAGGAUAUCCAACGCUUCUUUGAUGAGUUCUACACCUAUCUCACUUCUGUUGGGGUAGACUCUGUCAAGACCGAUGCUCAAUUCUUCCUCGACCUCCUGGAUGAUCCGGAGGACCGCAAGCGAUUCAUGACAUCCUACCAAGACGCAUGGUCCAUUGCAUCAUUGAAGCACUUUAGCACGCGUGCGAUCUCGUGCAUGUCAUUGAUUCCACAGAUGAUAUUCCAUUCUCAACUACCAAAUAAUAAGCCGACAAUAGCAUUGCGCAACUCGGAUGACUUCUUCCCCGAGAUUGAUUCAUCCCAUCCGUGGCAUGUGUUCUGCAAUGCUCACAAUGCGCUAUUUACUCGGUACCUAAACGCCCUACCAGAUUGGGAUAUGUUCCAGACCAGCCAUUCAUAUGCCUCUUUCCAUGCUGCUGCCCGCUGUGUGUCAGGUGGUCCAGUGUAUAUAACGGACGAACCGGGGAAACAUGACCUAGAACUGCUAGGUCAAAUGACAGCGCCAACCGUCCAAGGAGGUACUGUGAUCCUCCGCCCUAGUGUCAUUGGUCGCACAAUUGAUAUCUACCAUGACUACAACGAGGGCCAUGUUUUGCGAGUAGGAAGCUACACUGGUUGGGCUAAGACUGGCAGCGGAAUCCUGGGUUUAUUCAAUAUCCACUCCAGUGAGGCAUCGUGUAUGAUCUCAUUAAUGGAUUUCUCCGGGGUCCAUCAGGACUCAUGUGGCCAGUAUAUUAUCCGCGCGCACACAAGUGGCAAGGUCACCGAGAGAAUGCAACCGAUGGCGCAGGACUCCCUCGUGUCUGUCCUUUUACAAGAAAGGGCAUGGGAGAUUCUUACAGCAUACCCGACCCAACCAUUCACAAUCAAAGGGAGCUAUAAUUCUAACGAGAGUCUCACCCACGUGGCUGUUCUUGGUUUGCUCGGAAAAAUGACUGGCGCUGCUGCGAUAAUUAGUUCGGAUAUUUUUGUUGUUGAGAACGGUCGUCUGCGGUUUGAUAUUCAUCUGAAGGCACUUGGCACACUUGGAGUCUACAUAUCUGAUCUCAAAGACCGAGAAAUCGCUCGGGAUCUGAUGGUCAUGAUUCUAGGACAGCCGGUACCCCAAAAGACCGUAUGGAAAGAAGGUGGAGAAGAUAGCCAAGUGCUAGCGAUCGACGUUCUGGCGGCCUGGAAUGCCAUGAAACUCAACAGCGGGUGGAGCAAUGAAGCUUUCGUACAGAUAUUUGUUGGCUGA
Messenger RNA from Penicillium verhagenii, 2835 nucleotides. Its product is annotated as putative raffinose synthase protein Sip1. The record is from RefSeq and is a predicted model, not a curated record. Bases 1 to 2835 code for a protein of 944 amino acids. The transcript is spliced from 2 exons. Lineage: Eukaryota; Fungi; Ascomycota; Eurotiomycetes; Eurotiales; Aspergillaceae.